Molecule: messenger RNA, 900 nt
Organism: Serpula lacrymans var. lacrymans S7.9
Lineage: Eukaryota; Fungi; Basidiomycota; Agaricomycetes; Boletales; Serpulaceae
Exons: 6
Cellular component (GO): cytoplasm
Molecular function (GO): glutathione transferase activity
Source: RefSeq, a predicted model, not a curated record
GAAGACACUCACGACAUAGCUGUUUCUACUUUCAAACAAAUCACACUUUAUACCGCAAAGGUCUGCCCAUAUGCUCAGAGAGUUGAGCUGGCUCUCGCAGAAGCGAAAGCCGAUUUCAAGUCGUACCAGAUUGAUCUUCAAAACAAACCGGAAUGGUAUGCACCUCAAGUGAAUCCCGCGAGCAAAGUUCCUGCAAUUGCAUACGGAGGUCCUAAUGUAUCACCAGACACCCCUUCUCCUGACUCAAUCAAAAUCGCCGAGUCUCUGGUCCUUCUCGAAUUCAUAGCUGAUCUCUAUCCUUCUGCGCAUCUCCUCCCGACAGACCCCGUCGCCCGCGCCCAGACACGCUUCUUUAUCGAUGCGGUGUCUACCAAAUUCGCACCAGCUUACGUUGGCUUCGUUGUCCGCGGAGAGUCAUACGAGACCGUUCUCAAGGCCUUUGAGGCUAUUCAAAGCCUUUUACCUAAUGAAGAGAGCCCGAAGUUCGCGGUUGCUGGUCAAUACACCAUUGCAGAUGCUGCCAUUGCACCUUUCGCGGCGCGAUUGCGCCUUUCGGUGGAAAACGAGAUUGGUGUAUUUGCACCGGGAGAGGGUGCCAAGCUCAUUAAAGAGCUUAAAACUCCCAAAUACGCCAGAUUCUUCAACUACGUCGAAUCGUUGUUCCAGAGGGAUAGCUUCAAGGCUACUUUUGAUGAGGAAUAUGUCAAGUCUGUGUUUUUGAAACGGUUCAAUGCUUUGCGUGCGGAGAAGUAAGUCCGUGGCAGAACAAUGUGUGGGAAUGAUCAGAAUUGAAGCCUGAUUUCUCAUGGAAAGGGGCAAAUUGUAACAAUAGUCACAAAUAGGUCCUGUACAGUAAAUCGUGUUUUUUAUUUAGUAGCCAACCAUAUCGAGUUCUCAGAC